Molecule: messenger RNA, 2663 nt
Organism: Poecilia latipinna (sailfin molly)
Lineage: Eukaryota; Metazoa; Chordata; Actinopteri; Cyprinodontiformes; Poeciliidae
Product: coiled-coil domain-containing protein 136-like
Exons: 8
Coding region: 242-1627 (461 amino acids)
Biological process (GO): acrosome assembly; single fertilization
Cellular component (GO): acrosomal membrane
Source: RefSeq, a predicted model, not a curated record
GCUCCUCCCCUUGGUCCUCUCGGCAUCUCUCCCACGCUCCAGCUCCCCCAGAUCCUCCCGGGGAACGCAAACACCGCUCGGCUCGGUUUCUCCGUGUGAGCCAGCCACUUGACUCGGUACUUUUCCGUGUGUUUGUCUACCUGCGGCGGCGGCGGCGGCGGCGGGAACAGCGGAGGUGGGAGCGCGGAGUCCUCUGACCCUCUGUCGCCCACUCGCCUUCUCCAGAGGAGAGGGGGGAGAUAUGGAUGGACUGCGCUUGCCUCCACUCAUAGAAGAGGCUCUGGACUCCACAGAUGAUCCCAGCGAUCUGAAAGCCACCAGCAGCCCGAACAUGGACAACGAGAUGACGGCCAAAGAGAGAGGCGUCCUAGAGGAGGACAACGAGAAGGAGGAGAUGGACCAGGAGCGGUCCCAGGAGGACGAGGGGGAAGAGAGGAAGCUGAGAGAGGAGGAAGGGGAAGAGGAAGGUUUGGAGAAGAGGAGGAAGGAGCAGGAAUUGCUGACGGAGGAGCAGGAGCUGGAGGAGCUGAAGGGCCAGGUUCUGCAGCUGCUGCUGGAGCUGGACGAGGCCAGGGAGACGUCCAACAAACACCAGGAAAGUUUCCAUGAGUUGCAAGGUCUGCUGGAGGAUGAGCGAUUGGCCAGCGCCCAUCAGGCCGAGGCCUUCACUCGACAGAUCCAGAAUCUACAAGCCCAGCUGCGCUCUGUGCAGGAGGAGAUGAACAGUUUGGAGGAGGAGAAGGAGAGCGAGCUGGCCGAGGCCCAGGAGGAGCUGCGCGUGGCCCAGGAGGAGGUGCUCCUGCUCCAGCAGGCGGCGGAGGAGGCCGCCGCCGAGCGCGAGAACGACAUCGCGUCACUGCAGGAGGAGCUGUGCCGCCGGCGGGCCGAGCUGCAGCGCCUGACCGAGGAGACCCAGGAGUACGAGCUGGAGAUCACGACGCUGAGGGCGGAGAUCAGCAUGAAGAGCCAGCGGCGGGAGGCCGAGAGGAGAGGAGAGGGUGAUGUGGACCUGCUAAAGGAGGAGUGCCGUAUGCUGCGGGAGGAGUGUCAGACCCUGAAGGAAAAUAACAGGGGGCUCACGGAGAAGCUGCAGCUGCUGCAGAGACAGAGAACAUGCUCCAGCGUCUAUCUGUCACUCAAAGAGGAGGAUGCGGUGGAGGGCGAAGAAGAGGCGAAGGAGGGCGAGGUUGGCUCAGGCGAGGUCACGACCGGGAGUUACAUGACCAUGACCCAGUCUGAGAACUGUCGCCUGGUGGACGCCUCCAUCCAGAAGAACAUCUCUUUCGACGGGAAGCCGGUGACGCCGACAAGCUGGAACGGCGGGAUCGGGGAGAUCUUCUCGCUGAGAGACCAGCUGAAACAGGCCGAGGAGAAGGCCUCGCAGGUUCAGAGAGAGUGUGACGGUCUGAAGAUGGAGCUGCAGGAGCUGCAGAUUCUGUACGACAGCAGUCAGAGGGAGAGGGCGGAGCUGGAGGAGGAGCUGCAGCGCUGCAAGGCGGAGCUGCAGAAGCUGUCAGGGGGUUCGCAGGGGAGUGAGGUAGGUUGGAACUCCAUUGUGACUCUCUCCGCAGCCACAGCCCUGCUACUGGCUAUGGCCGGCUUGUUGAGAGCUCUCGUCCGGUGCUGAUUGGAUGGGACGGACGUCCGCUUCGGACCAGCCUGCGUUCUCGCCACCUAAGCCGACUGAACUGAAAUCACUUCUUUGCAACACGUGAAAACGUGGGAAGUUUGUUCUCCAGCCAGAUGGUACACGAAAACACGGACUGGGAACGACGGGCUCAGUCUAAGCGCCGCGGCCCGAAACGAGAAGUAAUCCGUUCAAUAGACGUGCACUUGUGUCGUGACAGUCCUCUGUGAAUAUGAUCUUCUUCUCUUUUAAUGUGUGACAUGUUUGUUCUUAUUAUUCCCUAGUUAGGAUGCAAUUCAUUUGUAAAGUUGAAUAAUUUAAUUUUAUGUUUCUUCUUGUGUUAGGUAGGUGUUUCUGAUAACAACGAACAUAAUCCUCUGUUAAGUUUGAACAAAGCGAGCUUAAAACGUGACAUCCAGUUGGUUUACACUCCUGUAUUUAUAAAUCGCUCCUUUUUAUCGCAAAACUCCAAUAACGAUCCUCAUAUGGAUGAAGUCAGCUCCUCUUUCGCCUUUAACUCUCAAUCGUGUAACAAAGCGCUCUGACUUGAGUUCUCGCACUUCAAACUUUCUGCAUCAAACUCCCACAGUGAGAUUCUCUGAAGUUUAUCUUUCCUCACCAAAUAUUUCAUCGGCUUUCCGAAGAAACUAGGAGUAAACGGUCUAAUUGAUGGAGAAUGGGAUCAAAUAGUUAAUUUAUUUCAGCAGUUUAGUUGAAAAAUGGGGAAAAUUCAGGGGUUUUAGAGAUUAAUUACACACAGAGGAAUUUGUUUGAUGUCUCUUUGUCUGUUGAUUUUGAUGAUUAUGGCUUAAAGCUGAUGAAAACCCCAAAUUCUGUUUAUUUGAAAGCUUGAAUAUUGUUUUAGUCUCAUAAACGGCCUUUAGUGCAGAAAAGCCGACCCGCUAAACACUAUGCCCAGGUCCUAUGCAGGGCUUGAAUUGCCACUUCAUGGAUUGACUCUGGGCUUUUGGUCAGGCCAGCUUGCUGACAUUAAAUCAGCUACUGAUUUGGCAGCGAGGGGAGGAAAUGUGCGUCU